CCAAACAAAACUACCCCUUGUGGUAUGUGGGUCCAAUCUACAUUUCUUUAAAUAUUAUCUGACAACUCCAAAGCUUUCCAGACAGAUACAUCAAAAUAGCAAAUUAAUUAAAAAGAAAAAAAGAAAAGAAAGUAAAACCCAAUCCAAUCCAUUCCAUAAAAAACCCAUGCUCUCAUCCCCACAUCAUCCAAGAAUGAAGAUCAAUAGAAAAAAAAAAUAAAAAAAAAAAGACAUAAAAAUCAUCUCCUUCUUCUUACAGCUUUUUCUCUCUGUCUUUUCUUCUUUCACACUCACCUAAGUCUAACAAAGGUUGAAACUUGAUGAUGAUGAUGAUGAUGACGCUAUUUGAGUUGUAUUUAGGAGAAGACUCUCUCUUAAUUACAGAGAGUAAAGAGACACUACUUCUUCUAAGCUAAAGAAAGACUCAUUCUUUUUCUUACUGUCUCUCUCUUGCAUUUAAUGCUUUCUCAGACUCAUCGUGUAGCUUGUCCAUGUCUUUUUAACAAAUACUGAAUAAUCAUUCAUUCUUUCAUUCAAAAACACUAAAACCCACCUAUCCUUGUCUCGUUUCCUUCGCCAUUUUUAAUUUACUUUUUUCUCUCUCUCUUUCUGUCUCAAGCUCAGAUGCCAAUGUCCUGAGCUAAAGGACAAUAUAUAUCAACAAUUAAAAAUAUUUAUAUUUAUAUAUAAACUGGGGUAUAACAUUUCAUGGCAGCAGCAGCUACAACCACUAGUACUACUACUACUACGACUGCCCACCUUAAAGUUCAAGCCCAACCCAUUAGGCCCAAACGCCGAAAGUGUCGAGAAACCACAAUUUCCACCUCCGCCGCCGUCGCUGGGGUCGGGAACGGUGUGAACUCUACUGGGUAUUACCUUAAUCAUCGCCGGAAGCUUGACCCACCGGCGCCCACUGUAGUCUCUCCGGAUAACUCUUGGUGUUGUCCUGCUUCCAAGCCCACUAUUUCCUCUUCUUCUCAUUCUCAUUCUCACCCUCCUCCUCCUCCCCCGCCGCCAUCUCCGCCGGCGCAGCCUCGCCAGAGGGUAAAGGAAAUCCCGGUUAAGGAAUCAAAACCAGCGCAGCAGGUUGCCUCGUCGGGUCCGUUGUCUUCGCCGGCUUCGUCUCCUUCCUCAUUUAGGAUCCGCUUAUCGCCGGGGAGUCUCUCGCCGGUUAUGGAUUUCACGACCGCUUCUCCUACUCCAACGAGUAACUCCGUAAAUGGGAACGGUUACUCGGGUCACCACGAUUCGUUCCCCUCGAGCUUUAGCAAGUUCAAUUCGGUGCUUACGGCUGGGCUCUUGAACCCAAUGUCGCCACCGCCGCCUACUGAUAAGACCCGAUCAAGCCCGACCCUUUUCGAAAUGAUGGCGAGCGAGCCUGAUAUCCACCCCAGAACCCAGAUCCAAUCGAGCAACGUCACUGUGGCUAAUCAUAGGAACCAUACUACUAUUACGGUCCAGGACAGACAGGCCUUGAUGAUGCAGCGGAUUGCGGAGAUUUUGGGGUCUAGGAGCCCUGGUAACCAGUUCAACGACCCGUCUUCUAGUGAUAUCAAGCUCACGUUGAGCUCCCGGGAUGGGUUUAGCAUUACCAUGAAUGUUCACCGCCAGAUUCUCGUUGCGCACAGUCGUUUCUUUGCGGUGAAGCUUUCCGACAGGUGGGCGAAGCAGCAGCGAACGACGUCGUCUACGCCUCACAUUGUUGAGAUUGCCGACUGUGAAGACGUCGAGGUUUAUAUCGAGACUUUGCGGUUAAUGUACUGUAAGGAUCUGAGAAAGAAGCUCAUGAGGGAUGAUGUUCCUAGAGUUCUUGGCAUUUUAAAGGUUUCAGCUGCAAUUGGGUUCGAUGCUGGUGUUUUAUCUUGUUUGGAGUACUUAGAAGCUGCGCCAUGGGCUGAGGAUGAAGAAGAGAAGGUGGCCUCGCUUUUGUCGGAGCUCCGGCUGGAAGGGGUUGGUGCAGGGGAAGUUCUAAAGAGAGUUUCAGUUGAAGUUACUAAUGGAACUGAAGAUGCAAAUGACAAUGAGGAGGUGCUUCUCAAACUUUUACAUGUGGUUCUUGAAGGUAAAGAUGAGAAGGCGAGGAGGGAGAUGAAAGGUUUGGUGUUGAAGAUGCUGCGUGAGAAUGCGUCACAAAAUGAUCUCAGGAAAGAGUCUUUGUAUUCUGCUUGUGAUGGUUGCUUGACGUUGCUUCGCCAACACUUUAUGCGGGCGGUGGAUUCGGACCUCAAAGAAGUGAAUCAGAUUGCAAGGCAAGCGGAUAAUCUACACUGGAUUCUUGAUAUCUUGAUUGACAGACAGAUUGCUGAGGAUUUCUUGAAAACAUGGGCAUCUCAAACUGAGUUGUCUGAAGUGCAUUCUAAAGUUCCUGCGGUUCAUAGGUUUGAGAUUAGCAGAGUCACAGCUCGCCUAUUUGUUGGUAUUGGAAAAGGGCAGCUCUUGGCUUCCAAGGAUGUAAGAUGUAUGCUUUUACGAACGUGGUUGGUGCCAUUUUAUGAUGAUUUUGGGUGGAUGAGAAGGGCCUCGAAAGGUCUAGAUAGACACUUGAUUGAGGAUGGUCUCAGCAAUACGAUUCUUACUCUUCCAUUAGCUUGGCAACAGGAUAUCUUGCUUGCUUGGUUUAAUAGAUUCUUGAACUCUGCUGAAGAUUGCCCGAACAUACAAAGAGGGUUUGAAGUUUGGUGGAGGAGGGCCUUUUGGAGACGCGGUGGGGAGCAGGAAAGGUCAAGAUCACUGCGGAUUAUGAAUGCCACCAUUGAGAAUUCUUAGAAGCAGUAGUUCCACGAUUUUGAGAAUAAGUUUCAAACAAAGGCAAAAGGGUCUUGUGAUAUUGGGAGUAGUAGAAAAGGGGGUCAGCAUAGACAAGUAUCUGAAGGUAAAGUUUUUGCUGAUUUAUCCUUAUGGUAAGUUAAGAUUGCAGACUCUGCCAUUUCUAGAAAGACUAUGCUAAAAAUGUUUUGCAGGGACAAGACAAAGAUGAUUGGAGAGAAAAGCUCUGGAGUUUCAAAUCAAAAAGUCCAAAAACCAACCACCACCAACUUCAACUCAUUUUUAGUAUGUUAUUUGAUAGGAGAGUAAUAAUAUGUUUAAAUAUAGAGGAUGAUAAUUGGUAAGUAAGUAAGUAGGUCCAUGGGGUGAUUUUGUAUUUUUGUUUUAAUGAUUGUUCCAAUGUAAUUCUUUUUUUGGUUGUUGGGAUUUUGUAUUCAAAGGUAUUAACAAUGAUUUUCUUUUGAGACAA
Humulus lupulus (European hop) is the source of this 3235-nucleotide messenger RNA. RefSeq names its product BTB/POZ domain-containing protein At1g63850. Gene Ontology annotation, molecular function: protein binding. The transcript has 3 exons. The coding region runs from base 709 to 2766 and encodes 685 amino acids. The record is from RefSeq and is a predicted model, not a curated record. Lineage: Eukaryota; Viridiplantae; Streptophyta; Magnoliopsida; Rosales; Cannabaceae.